AUGGACGGGGCGGCUUGGAGCGGAGUCCUGGCCGCGUUGGUGGUUUGCUGGUUGGCGGUGGGCGCCGGGGGCUCCCCGACGCCGCCAUCCCCCGCGGGGGGAGCCCCCCCGGACACCUGCACGUCCUGCGGCUUCCGGCGGCCCGAGGAGCCGGGCAAGGUGGACGGGGAUUUCCUGGAGGCGGUGAAGCGGCACAUCCUGAGCCGGCUUCAGCUGCGGGACCGGCCCAACAUCACCCACGCCGUGCCCAAGGCGGCCAUGGUCACGGCGCUGCGCAAGCUGCACGCCGGCAGGGUGCGGGAGGACGGCCAGGUGGAGAUCCCCAGCCUGGACGGGCAGGCGAGCGGCGGGCCCCCGCUGCACGAGCAAGUGUCCGAGAUCAUCAGCUUCGCCGAGACAGAUGAUCUGGCCUCAUCUAGAGUCCGCCUCUAUUUCUUCAUCUCAAAUGAAGGGAACCAGAACUUGUUUGUCGUUCAAGCCAGCCUAUGGCUUUAUUUGAAGCUGCUUCCGUAUGUCUUAGAGAAAGGCAGCAGGCGAAAAGUAAGAGUCAAAGUCUAUUUUCAAGACCUGGACACUAGCAACAAGUGGAAUGUGGUUGAAAAGAAAGUUGAUCUCAAAAGAAGUGGUUGGCACACUUUUCCCAUGACAGAGGCGAUCCAGUCUCUGUUUGAGAAAGGAGAAAGGAGACUGAACCUGGAUGUUCAAUGUGAGGGCUGUGAAGAGUAUUCAGUGCUGCCAAUUUAUGUGGACCCUGGGGAGGAAUCACACCGGCCUUUUUUAGUGGUGCAAGCCCGAUUAGCUGAUAACAAACACAGGAUCCGGAAAAGAGGCCUGGAGUGUGAUGGCAGGACCAACCUAUGUUGCAGGCAACAGUUUUACAUUGACUUCAGACUCAUUGGGUGGAAUGACUGGAUCAUAGCGCCAUCAGGUUACUAUGGGAAUUACUGUGAAGGGAGCUGCCCAGCCUACUUGGCUGGAGUCCCAGGAUCAGCUUCCUCUUUUCACACUGCAGUAGUGAAUCAGUACCGCAUGCGAGGGCUGAACCCAGGCACCGUGAACUCCUGUUGCAUUCCAACCAAACUUAGCACAAUGUCAAUGCUGUACUUUGAUGAUGAAUACAACAUUGUGAAAAGGGACGUUCCCAAUAUGAUUGUGGAAGAAUGUGGUUGUGCUUGAUUUAAGGUGUGUUUCCGGGGGGGAGAAAGAGAACAUUCCUGUACUAGAUGGUAUUGGAGGAAGUUUCACUGUGUAUCCAGGCAUCGGUGUUAAGUCACUGUGGAAAAGUCUGGCCAAAAAAAAGUUUGACAUCGGUGUCAGGACAGUGACAAUUUGUGGAUCUUGGAUAUUUAAAUAGUCUACCACUUAUAAACUAAUGCUAUGAAAUACUUUACACACAC
This is a messenger RNA of Gopherus evgoodei (Goodes thornscrub tortoise), 1397 nucleotides long. It is a transcript of the gene INHBB, whose product is annotated as inhibin subunit beta B. The record is from RefSeq and is a predicted model, not a curated record. Gene Ontology annotation, cellular component: extracellular region. The transcript has 2 exons. The coding region runs from base 1 to 1176 and encodes 391 amino acids. Gene Ontology annotation, biological process: SMAD protein signal transduction; BMP signaling pathway. NCBI's taxonomy places the organism in Eukaryota, Metazoa, Chordata, Testudines, Testudinidae. Gene Ontology annotation, molecular function: growth factor activity; cytokine activity.